Molecule: messenger RNA, 1078 nt
Organism: Solea senegalensis (Senegalese sole)
Lineage: Eukaryota; Metazoa; Chordata; Actinopteri; Pleuronectiformes; Soleidae
Exons: 2
Coding region: 281-610 (109 amino acids)
Source: RefSeq, a predicted model, not a curated record
UGACCCCCUCCCCUUCCAUCCCUCCUCUUUCUUCUCCUCCUCCUCUCCAACCACCAUAACCUCCCGCUCCGGCAACCCGACCUGUCAGCUCCGUCCUCCGGCACGGCAUCACCGCAGCACCACCGCUGUCACACUGACCGGAACUCAACACGUUUCCGGUUCUCAGUCCGGGUCUAUUUCAGAGGACGGACCAGGCGAGAGGCUCCUCCUCCCCCUCCUCAGAGAACCGGGGCCGUCUGGAGCGCGGAGCCCGGACUGUCAUGAGCCGUGCGGCGCGGAGAUGGCGUCCUUCCCCGGUUUGUGUAAGUCGGUCGUCGUCGGGCCCGCGGAGGAGGACGGAGACACGGACGGUUCCCUGCAACACAUGCUGAAGGCUAUCGCCGACGAGAGGAACCGACUCAACAUCCGCCAGGAGAUCAGCGGGCUGGGCUGUUUCAAAGACGACCGCAUCGUCUUCUGGACCUGGAUGUUUUCCACGUACUUCAUGGAGAAGUGGACGCCGCGUCAGGACGACAUGUUGUUCUACGUCCGCAGGAAGUUGUCCUACGUUAGCGCGGACAACUCGGACGGCAAGAAGGUGACGACACGACACUUCAAUGAAGUAAAGUAGGAAUCAGUCGAUUUGAAAACAACAUACGUGUGACACGGAGUCAUUUAUCAGCACGUUGUUAUGCGUCGUAGUUUAAGUAAAGAUUUUUUUUAAAUGGUUCUAGUUAACAAAGUUCUAGAAUUUAUUACAUGUUCUAAAGACGGUUAAUAAAGUUAAAGAAUAUAUUAAAUGUUUCGAAAGCUCCUUACCCAGGUGCUAAACAUUAUUAAAGGGUUCUAAAGCUGGUGAACCAGGUUCUAGAAUUCAUUAGCAAGGUUCUAAAGAUGGUUAACAAAGUUAUAGAAUUUAUUGAAUGGUUAUAAUGCUCCUAAACAAGGUUCUAUAAAUUAUCAUAUGGUUUCUAAAGCUAAUGAAGGUUCCAGUUGUAUGUGUAGUUCUUAAUUUAAUUAGAGCGCCCCCUAUAGUGUAAAUGGCCGCUUCAAGAAUCAACCGUGUUAAGGUGGUAGUUUUCUAAUUUACUGAAAACUU